Molecule: messenger RNA, 848 nt
Organism: Cynoglossus semilaevis (tongue sole)
Lineage: Eukaryota; Metazoa; Chordata; Actinopteri; Pleuronectiformes; Cynoglossidae
Product: glycine receptor subunit alpha-2
Exons: 2
Coding region: 32-430 (132 amino acids)
Biological process (GO): monoatomic ion transport
Cellular component (GO): membrane
Source: RefSeq, a predicted model, not a curated record
GGUUUCGUACGUCAAAGCUAUUGACAUCUGGAUGGCUGUGUGUCUGCUCUUUGUAUUUGCUGCCUUGCUGGAAUAUGCUGGGGUUAAUUUUGUCUCCAGGCAACAGAAAGAGUUCCUUCGCCUGAGGCGAAGACAAAGGAGGAAUCAUAAGGAGGAGGAGCUGCGUGAGGGACGCUUUAAUUUUGUCGGGUACAACAUGAAUCAGUGUCUGCCGGCGAAAGACGGCUCGGCUGUUAAGAACACCGCCCCGGCUCCGAACCCUCAACCUUCAGUCCCAAAAGACGUGGACAUGAGGAAGAAGUUUGUGGACAGAGCCAAGAGGAUAGACACCAUCUCCAGAGCUGCUUUUCCUCUGGCUUUUCUCAUCUUCAACAUCUUCUACUGGGUGACCUACAAGAUCAUCAGACACGAGGACAUCCACCAAAAAUAGACUUAAAAAAACCCGACAUCUAUUUUUGAGUUCUCAGAUUGAGAAAGGUUGAAGAAAUGGACAAAAUAGAAGGGAAAACACUUGAAAGACAAGGUACAAAUGGAGGCACCAUGAUGGUCUCGUGUUCUUUCAGGGAUAAUGUUCCAUUCAGUGUUCACGCGCCACACAGUGUCUGAUGCACAGAUGCUGAACAUUUUAACUGCUGCACAUUUUCCAAAGCAGUGUUUCUCAAAUGGUGGGUAAUGACUAAACAAUGGCAAUUAAGUCUGUGGGUUUCAAAAAAAAAAAAAAUGUAAGUGUUUCCUUGUGUAAAACAAAACCAUCUCUUGUACUUUUUGGUUCAGAGGGCGAUGACGGGACAUUUAGCCAAUGUUAGCAUAAAACCUGAAAAUGUAUUUGUUUUAUUUUGGACUAUAUA